Artibeus jamaicensis (Jamaican fruit-eating bat) is the source of this 2377-nucleotide messenger RNA. RefSeq names its product caspase-14-like. The transcript has 7 exons. Gene Ontology annotation, biological process: proteolysis. The record is from RefSeq and is a predicted model, not a curated record. Gene Ontology annotation, cellular component: cytoplasm. Bases 176 to 1294 code for a protein of 372 amino acids. NCBI's taxonomy places the organism in Eukaryota, Metazoa, Chordata, Mammalia, Chiroptera, Phyllostomidae.
GCGGGGCCCAGCGGCGGCCCGGGCUGCAGAACGGCGGGAGUCGGUGGAGCUAAGCCGCGGACAGAGGAGCCGAGGACCUGGCAGCCGAGCGGAAACUUCUAUUCAAAACAAAGCGGAGAGCCGGCGGGCGCGAGGGGCGCGGGGCUGCGGCCUGCUCGCAGUGGUGCAGCCGGCGAUGGAGGGAAGCCCGGGGGUCCGCCAUUUCUCGUCCUCCGAAGGCCCCGGGGCGCCUCCGAAGACCACGCACUCCAUGGAGGAGCUGCAGAAGCUGACCCUGCACGUGAAGGAGACCCUGGACGUGCUGACCCCGCUGGAGCUGCGUAAUUUCCGCGACAUCCUCAAAAAGGUGGACGAGGAGCCGCGCGUGACCCAGGUGCAGCUGGAGCUGGAGGGCGACAACACCUUGAAGCUGGCCCGGCUCCUGGCCAAGCAGUACUACGCGUCCGCGCCGCGCGUCCUCACCAAGGUGCUGCAACAGCUGCCCCGCGCCGACCUGCUGCCGCGCUGGGAGACCAACCCCGUCGCCAACGGCUUGGUGAUCCCAAGAAAACGCGUAAGAAGAAGCUCUGACUCUGUGGACUGUGAUUUGGACCAUUACGACCUGAGUGGUAGCCGGAAGGCUUUCCUCAUGUGCGUGAAGAAGACCAGGCCGGGGGCCAGCCGGGACGUGGAGCUGAUGGAGCAGUGGCUCGGCCAGUGCCUGUUCGAGUACACGCUGUGCAUCGAUCCUGGCAAAAAGGAGUUAAUUGACACACUAACUUCAUUUCGUGAUGGAUUAAAUGAAAUUAAAGAUGAAAUUAGCUGUUGCCUCGUCACUCUUAUGUCCCAUGGAGAAAACGGCUUUAUUAAAAUGAAGGAUGAUGACAAAGUCAGCCUGGAGUUCAUUUUUGACAUGUUUAAUAAUAAAAAUUGUCCAGCGCUGCACGAGAAACCGAAGAUCUUUAUAAUCCAGGCCUGCAGAGGAGAGAGAAGAGACAGUGGUGUUGAAACAGAUGAUGAGCCCAUGGACUCGGAUGACAUAUCCGAGAAGAGGAGGCUGCCCACGUUCAGCGAUUAUUUCAUCAUCUAUCCCACCCAGUCAGAUCAUGUUGCUUUACGGCACCCCCGCACUGGCUCCGUGAUGAUCCAGGCGAUGACUGACGUCUUUAAAGAAUAUGGAAAUAAGUGGCACAUUGCUGACUUUUUCACCAAAGUGAAUAACAAAGUGGUGCACACUGACUUUCACCUGCGGGAGGAACCCAUCAAAGUAUCGCUUGUAAUGGAAUCGACUCUAACCAAAUCCGUGUACUUUUGACAUCAGGAAGAGCUUAAAAAUAAGGACUGCCUUAUAGUAGACUUUCUAAAGGAGGCUAUGUAGCAUGGUAUAAAUAGUUAUCAUGUUGCAUUAUUUCUGUCGGUAGUUGUACUUCUCCAAUUUGUUUUUUAUAUGUAUAUAUUCUAAGAUUUAAUUCCAUUGAUUUGGAACUUGUAAAUACCUUGACUUUUUUUACUGAUAAUUUUUUUUCUGAACUGGACAGACGUCCAGCUGGAUGUGUAUACUGUUUUUUAUCAUGUGCUCCUGUUGCUAAUUACCCCUCACCUCUCCACUCUCAAUGGGAUGUUGAUUUUAAGGCUUCUUGGCUUAGUAUUGAAGAACCGCCUUUAGGAGGUCUUCCUCUGGUUCACCUUAUUUCACCCCCCCCCAUGGAUAUCUGCAGCCAGAAUGAUCUUUUUGACCUCAUAAGCCAUCCUCAAUUCUGACCUGUGUACCUCUGCAUGUACUUUGUGCCUUUGAUGCGUUCGUGUUUUCACCAUGCCUGUUCUCCAGCUUUCUCCCUGCUGCCUCAGUACCUUUGAACUGCUGGCUUCUGCCUGGAACACUGUUCCACCCCGUGGAGUGAAGUCCUCCCUGUACCAUGUGCUUUCUCUGUACCAUGCAUUCUUCAGGAUGCAGCUUGGGGCCCAACCCACUGUGAAGAGAACCUGUGUGUAGACUGGUGUUUUUAGAGUAACAGACCGUGGACCGAGCGUGAGUUUCCAUUGUAAUUAUGUUCUUAUGUAACGGGGACUGUGUUUGGACCUCGGCUUCCGCAUCUGUAUAAAAGGAGAUUUGGCUCAGCUGGCUGAGAACUCAUCCCACCGGACCUCAGGGAACUCUGAAGUCUGAAAGGACUUGGCCACGAACGUCCUGCAGAUGUAACUGUUCUUAAACACAGAAGUUCAAGGUGGCAGUUGCCUAAGACCGUUGGGCCUGUGUGAGAACGCAGGUGUGAGGAUGCUGUGAAGACUGAAGCAACCCAGAAUGUCCAGGCCUAUCUCGAUUUCAAGGAUAGUCCUGUCCUUUUUGGUUAAUGUGAUUCCUUAAGCAUACAUACAUGUAAUUUAACUUUUAACCGUU